Durio zibethinus is the source of this 716-nucleotide messenger RNA. The record is from RefSeq and is a predicted model, not a curated record. NCBI's taxonomy places the organism in Eukaryota, Viridiplantae, Streptophyta, Magnoliopsida, Malvales, Malvaceae.
GAGGAAGUGAUGGGCCUAAUUCCGGCCCAUUUUUUUGGGACCUCCAGAGAUUAGCCCAAUGAGUCGAACACAUUUUUUUCUUUAUGUUUCUGGGCCAGUAAGUAUGGACCCAACAACAUUGUUUUUUUUUUUUAAUUUGUUAACGGACCCAAGGAGCCCCGACCCGAAUUACAACCUACAAAUGGGCAUGCAACGCCGAAAGAGGAAACCCUAUCUCUUUCUCAUUGUGCCGCUGGGGGGCUUCGAGAUUUUCUUGGAGAUUUUCAGUUGGAGCUGUUUGGUGAUGGCUCCAAGUCAACCUAAUAUUGGCCUUUUUGUGGGCUUAAACAGAGGACAUGUUGUCACCAAGAAGGAAUGGGCUCCCCGCCCUUCUAAUAGAAAGGGCGAGAGAGUCCAUUUUGUGAGGAGCCUAAUUAGGGAGGUUGCUGGUUUUGGUCCUUAUGAGAAGAGGAUUACUGAACUGCUCAAGGUUGGAAAAGAUAAGCGAGCUUUGAAGGCGGCAAAGAGAAAGUUAGGCACUCACAAGAGGGCCAAGAAGAAGCGUGAGGAGAUGUCCAGUGUUCUCCGCAAGGUCAGCUGGAGGUGGAGAGAAGAAGAAGUGAGUUGCACUCUGCUUGUGCUUCAUAAACGGCUUAAACUCUCGGAUGUGUGGAAUUUUCUUUUCUGUCUUGUUUUGAGAGUUUUGACUUGCUUAUAGAGCUCAAAAUCUUGUAGUA